AUAAUUAUGGCAUUGCCGCUGUGAAGGAGGGAGGGUCCUCUGCGGUGUUCCUUUCACAUGUUCUUUCGCCUCAAAAUGCAAAAUGGCUGCUCCCGAUGGUGAAUGGGGACAGGAUGGAUCGUUCUAUGACAACUUUAGCACAAGCAGUGGACCGAGUGAUUUUGGUGGAUCAUAUGGUGGUGGUAGAAGGUCUAACAGAAAUGGCGGAGGUGGAUUCAAGCAAAGAGGAGGUGGUCAGGCUGAUUCUAGACUUCCAACCGAGGCACCAUUUACAGCAUAUGUAGGAAAUCUUCCUUUUAACUGUGUACAGGGAGAUGUUGAUGACAUUUUCCGAGAUCUCAAGGUGCGAAGUGUAAGACUGGUGAGAGACAAGGAAACAGACAAAUUCAAAGGUUUCUGUUAUGUGGAGUUUGAAGAUGUUGAUUCACUGAAAGCAGCUCUUGAAUAUGAUGGAGCUGAAUUUGUUAAUCGAAACUUGAGGGUUGACAUAGCAGAAGGUCGCAAAGACAAAGCUGGAAGAGGUCGUGGGAGAGGAGCUGGUGGAAAUAUGGGCGGUCGUUCAGGGGGUUUCAGCAGAGGCUUCGAAAGUAGAACACCUGACCAAGGCUUCGCCGGGAGGCAGGAACAAAGGUUUGCAGGUAGAGGAGGUGGCGACAGAGGCUUUGGCGGUGGCGACAGAGGCUUUGGCGGUGGCGACAGAGGCUUUGGCGGUGGCGACAGAGGCUUUGGCAGGGAUCAACGAACGGGUGGACGCUCCGGUGGUGAUUUUGAGCGGAGAGAGAAGAAGUACGAAGAAUUCAAAGCACCCGAGCCAGAAGAAUUGUUAUUUACAACAGCCGAUACAAGUGGACGACCAAGGUUGAAGCUUUUACCACGUACUGUUAAGGAUCCGGUAAAUGCAUUGGCGGAUUCUGUCCAGCAAAGUAGCAUUUUCGGUGGUGCGAGACCUCGUGACGAGAAACUUUACGAAGACCAGCUGUAUUCCGAGAAAAUGAAAGAGAAACUCGGCGAGCAUGAAGAAGAUGCUGAUGAUGAUGACAAGGAAGAAAAGGAGUAGCAAAUGCCAUCGCGAUAUCAAACCUUUUAGGGCUGUCUUUGACUGUAUUUUCUAGAAAAUUAUUCUUGUUCAGAGCAUUAAAAGCUAAGGUAGCUAGAGGCUUUGCACUUUCAGCUGCUUUUAAGAAUUUGCCAAAUAACACGGCCCUUGCGGUAUCGAUUUUAACUGAUAUUGAAACCGAUACAAUUUUGUUUCUAACUUAAAUUCAAUUUGACGCUUAUAAUGAAAAUUUUGAGUUUGGAUUCCAUAUAGACAAAAUUUUUGGCUUCGGUUUUCCGAAUGGAAAUUUCGAUAAAGAUGUUAUCGCAUCUGUUGAUUUCAUUUAGAAUUUUAGGUUAUUUGAAGUUGUAGCGGUCUAUAAAGAGUCAGUUAUGUUUAAAACAUAAGUUGUAAAUGGCAA
Rhopilema esculentum is the source of this 1457-nucleotide messenger RNA. Its product is annotated as eukaryotic translation initiation factor 4H. Lineage: Eukaryota; Metazoa; Cnidaria; Scyphozoa; Rhizostomeae; Rhizostomatidae. The record is from RefSeq and is a predicted model, not a curated record. Gene Ontology annotation, molecular function: RNA binding.